Messenger RNA from Colletotrichum higginsianum IMI 349063, 3153 nucleotides. Its product is annotated as SLA2 protein. Gene Ontology annotation, biological process: actin filament organization; endocytosis; clathrin coat assembly. Gene Ontology annotation, cellular component: actin cortical patch; clathrin-coated vesicle. Lineage: Eukaryota; Fungi; Ascomycota; Sordariomycetes; Glomerellales; Glomerellaceae. The record is from RefSeq and is a predicted model, not a curated record. The transcript has 5 exons. The coding region runs from base 1 to 3153 and encodes 1050 amino acids. Gene Ontology annotation, molecular function: phosphatidylinositol-3,4-bisphosphate binding; actin filament binding; clathrin light chain binding.
AUGGCCGCCGUGCCCGAUACCAGGCACACCAAGACCGACCAGGAGUUGGCGAUCAACAUCAAGAAGGCUACGAACCCCGACGAGACGGCGCCGAAGCGAAAACAUGUUCGCAGUUGUAUCGUUUACACCUGGGACCACCGGUCCUCCCAGGCCUUCUGGGCCGGGAUGAAGGUCCAGCCCAUUCUCGCCGAUGAGGUGCAGACGUUCAAAGCCCUUAUUACCGUCCACAAAGUCCUCCAGGAAGGACAUCCGAACACACUGAGGGAGGCCAUGGCACAAAGGGGCUGGAUCGACAGCUUGAACCGCGGCAUGGGCGGAGAAGGAGUUCGAGGAUACAGCCCCCUGAUCCGAGAAUACGUCUACUACCUCCUGGCGAAGCUCUCUUUUCACCAGCAACAUCCCGAGUUCAAUGGCACAUUCGAAUACGAGGAGUAUCUGAGCUUGAAGGCCAUCAACGAUCCCAACGAGGGCUACGAGACGAUCACCGAUUUGAUGACACUGCAAGAUAAGAUCGAGCAGUUCCAGAAGUUGAUCUUCUCACACUUCCGUCACGUUGGCAACAACGAGUGUCGGAUUUCUUCCUUGGUGCCUCUGGUGCAAGAGAGUUACGGUAUUUAUAAGUUCAUCACUAGCAUGUUGCGCGCCAUGCACUCAACAACCGGUGAUGGCGAGGCGCUCUCGCCCCUGCGUGAGAGAUACGACGCGCAGCACUACCGUCUUGUCAAAUUCUACUACGAGUGUUCGAACCUGCGCUAUUUGACCAGCUUGAUCACGAUUCCAAAGCUGCCGCAAGAUCCUCCCAAUCUCUUGGCGGAAGACGACGAAGCGCCUGCGCUGCCGGCCCGGCCCAAGCAGGAAAUUGAGAGACGUCCGACCCCACCUCCUGAGCCAAAAUCCCAGGAGCCCGACGACAUCUCCGAGUUCUGGAAGAAUGAGCUGGAGCGUCAGAAUCGGGAGUACGAAGAGCAACAGAGGGUGCUUGAGGAGCAGCAGCGGAACCAGAUGAUGAUGCAGCAGCAGGCGCAGGAGCAGGCGCAACGGGAGUUCGAGGAGCAGCAGCGAAGACUGGCGGAGCAGCAGCGACUUGAACAGGAGGCCUUGAUGCAACAGCAGAUGCAAUACCAGACUCAAGGUCGACUUGCGGAACUGGAGCAAGAGAACUUCAACGCGAGAGCUCAGUACGAGCGAGAUCAGCUUAUGCUCCAGCAAUACGACCAGAGAGUGAAGGCGUUGGAGGGGGAGCUAUCCCAGAUUCAGGGACACUUUGGCCAACAAAUCACGAGCAAAGACGACCAGAUCAGAGCGCUCCAGGAACAGGUCAACACGUGGCGCACGAAGUACGAGGCUCUCGCGAAACUUUACUCUCAGCUCCGCCAUGAGCACCUGGAUUUACUACAGAAGUUCAAGUCUGUGCAACUCAAGGCUGCCUCUGCCCAGGAAGCCAUUGAGCGUCGUGAGAAAUUGGAGCGCGAAAUCAAGACGAAAAACCUCGAGCUUGCGGACAUGAUUAGAGAAAGAGACCGCGCACUUCACGACAAGGAUCGUCUCUCGGGGGCAAACAGGGACGAGGUUGAGAAGCUCAAGCGGGAGCUGCGCAUGGCCCUGGACCGUGCCGAUAACGUUGAGAGGAGCAAAGGCAACGAGCUCUCGACGAUGCUGUCCAAGUACAACCGUGAGAUGGCCGACCUCGAGGAGGCUCUGCGGCUCAAGUCUCGAGCUCUGGAGGAUGCGCAGUCGAAACUCAGGGACGGCAGCUCAGAUCUGGAGCAGCUUCUCCGCGACAAGGAAGAGGAGUUGGAGGUGUACAAGGCCGGCAUGGACCAGACUCUUAUUGAGCUCAACGAACUUAAGCUGAACCAGGGUGACACUGAUACCGUUAUCGACGGACAAAUUGACGCCUUGAUCAUGGCCAACUUGGACAAGAUCAACGACGUCAUCGACUCAGUACUGCAAUCAGGUGUGCAGAGAGUGGAUGACGCCCUCUACGAGCUGGACUCUACGAUGCAGGCGGGAAAUCAGAACGCCUCGCCAUCAUACGUCCUAUCUCAGAUUGAGAAGGCCUCAUCCAGCGCAAUGGAGUUUGCUACCGCUUUCAACAACUUCAUUGCUGACGGGCCCAACGCCACGCAUGCCGAGCUCAUCAAGGCCAUUAACGUUUUUGCGGGCGCCAUUGCCGAUGUCUGCAGCAACGCAAAGGGUAUCACUCGCCUGGCAACGGACGAGAAGAAGAGUGAUGCCCUAAUGAAUGGCACCCGGCAGUCCGCCGCGUCUACCGUCAAGUUCUUCCGCGGCCUUCAGAGCUUCCGCCUGGAGGGCAUGGACCCGAUCCAGAAGACCGACGUCGUCAUCAACAGCAACAACGACGUGCAGAUGAAUCUGCAGAAGCUCAACAAGCUCGUCGAGACGUUCGCCCCGAACACGGGCAAGCUCGCAGGCAAGGGUGACCUGGGCGACAUUGUCGACCAGGAGCUCAGCAAGGCUGCCGACGCUAUUGCUGCUGCGGCUGCUCGUCUGGCCAAGCUCAAGAACAAGCCGCGUGACGGCUAUUCGACUUACGAGCUCAAGGUGCACGAUGGUAUCUUGGAUGCGGCCAUGGCCAUCACCAACGCUAUCGCACAGCUAAUCAAGGCUGCCACGGUGACACAACAGGAGAUCGUGCAGGCAGGCCGCGGGUCGUCUUCGAGAACCGCCUUCUACAAGAAGAACAACAGGUGGACCGAGGGUCUCAUCUCCGCUGCCAAGGCUGUCGCUUCAUCGACCAACACCUUGAUCGAGACCGCAGACGGCGUCUUGUCGAACCGCAACAGUCCCGAGCAACUCAUUGUGGCCUCUAAUAACGUGGCGGCAUCGACUGCCCAGCUUGUCGCCGCCAGUAGAGUUAAGGCUGGCUUUAUGUCCAAGAGUCAGGAGAAUCUCGAGCAAGCCAGCAAGGCUGUCGGUGCCGCCUGCAGGGCGCUCGUACGCCAGGUGCAGAACAUGAUCAAGGACCGUAACUCGGAAGACGAGACGGUCGACUACUCUAAGCUCGGAGCCCACGAGUUCAAGGUCCGGGAAAUGGAGCAACAGGUCGAGAUCCUGCAGCUGGAGAACGCCCUCUCGUCCGCAAGACACAGACUCGGAGAGAUGCGCAAGAUCUCUUACCAGGAGGAAUAA